GUCUAUCCGAGAAGUCACAGGCUAUGUUUUGGUGGCUUUGAAUCAGUUUGAAUACCUGCCAUUGGAGAACCUGCGCAUCAUUCGUGGGACCAAACUCUAUGAAGAGCGAUAUGCUUUGGCGAUAUUUCUUAACUACAGAAAGGAUGGUAACUUUGGACUCAGGGAACUUGGCUUGAAGAACUUGACAGAAAUACUGAAUGGAGGGGUGUAUGUUGGCCAGAACAAAUUUCUUUGCUUCGCAGACACCAUUCAUUGGCAGGAUAUCGUGCGUAACCCCUGGGCCUCCAAUUUCACUUUGGUUCCAACGAAUGGCAGCUCAGGAUGUGGUCGAUGCCACAAAUCCUGCACAGGCCGGUGCUGGGGACCCACAGAGAAUCACUGCCAGACCUUAACGAAGACAGUGUGUGCAGAGCAGUGUGAUGGACGGUGCUAUGGGCCCUACGUCAGCGACUGCUGCCACCGGGAAUGUGCUGGAGGCUGUUCCGGACCUAAAGACACUGAUUGCUUUGCCUGUAUGAAUUUCAACGAUAGCGGUGCAUGUGUCACGCAGUGCCCCCAGACUUUUGUAUACAAUCCCACCACCUUCCAACUGGAGCAUAAUCACAAUGCCAAGUACACCUAUGGAGCUUUUUGCGUCAAAAAGUGCCCACACAACUUUGUGGUGGAUUCUAGCUCUUGUGUCCGUGCAUGUCCGAGCUCCAAGAUGGAGGUUGAAGAAAAUGGUAUUAAGAUGUGCAAGCCCUGCACUGAUAUUUGUCCUAAAGCAUGUGAUGGCAUUGGGACAGGGAGUUUAGUGUCAGCUCAGACGGUGGAUUCCAGCAACAUUGACAAGUUCAUAAACUGUACCAAGAUCAAUGGCAACCUUAUCUUCCUUGUUACUGGGAUUCAUGGGGACCCGUAUCACACGAUUGCCGCAAUCAAUCCAGAGAAAUUAAAUAUCUUCCAAACAGUGAGAGAGAUAACAGGAUAUUUAAACAUACAGUCAUGGCCUGAGAAUAUGACAGAUUUCAGGGUGUUUUCUAACUUGGUUACUAUCGGUGGAAGAGCUCUCUAUAGUGGCCUUUCCUUACUCAUCCUGAAGCAACAAGGCAUUACCUCUCUGCAGUUUCAGUCCUUGAAGCAAAUCAGCGCUGGCAACAUCUACAUAACAGACAACAGCAAUUUGUGCUACUACCACACUGUCAACUGGACCAGCCUUUUCAGCACGCCCAGUCAAAAGACGGUGAUUCAUCGAAAUAAAAAGGCAGAGAACUGCACUGCUGAUGGAAUGGUGUGUAAUGAGUUAUGCUCAAGUGAUGGCUGUUGGGGGCCUGGGCCAGACCAGUGUCUCUCCUGUAAGCGCUUCAUCAGGGGAAGGACCUGCAUAGACUCUUGUAACCUGUAUGAUGGGGAAUUUCGAGAAUUUGCAAAUGGUUCUGUCUGUGUGGAGUGUGAUCCCCAGUGUGAAAAGAUGGAAGAAAACAUGAUCACGUGCUAUGGGCCGGGACCUGACCACUGCACGAAGUGUUUCCAUUUUAAGGAUGGUCCAAAUUGUGUGGAAAAAUGUCCUGAUGGCUUACAGGGGGCCAACAGCUUCAUUUUCAAAUAUGCUGAUGAGGAUCGUGAGUGCCAUCCAUGUCAUCCAAACUGUACCCAAGGGUGUAGAGGUCCCGCUAGUCAUGACUGCAUUUACUAUCCAUGGACACGACAGUCCACUUUACCACAACAUGCUAGAACCCCUCUGAUUGCUGCGGGAGUUAUUGGUGGCCUCUUCAUUGUCGUCAUUGUGGGUCUGACAUUUGCCGUGUAUGUUCGGCGCAAAAGCAUUAAAAAGAAGAGAGCAUUGCGAAGAUUCCUGGAGACUGAGCUUGUGGAACCCUUGACUCCAAGUGGCACAGCACCCAACCAAGCACAGCUUCGUAUCCUGAAGGAAACUGAGUUGAAACGAGUCAAGGUUCUUGGCUCUGGAGCCUUUGGAACUGUAUACAAGGGUAUUUGGGUGCCCGAGGGAGAAACCGUAAAGAUUCCUGUGGCCAUUAAGAUCCUUAAUGAGACCACUGGUCCAAAAGCCAAUGUGGAGUUCAUGGAUGAAGCUCUUAUCAUGGCCAGCAUGGACCAUCCGCACCUGGUGAGACUCCUGGGUGUCUGCUUGAGCCCAACCAUUCAACUAGUCACUCAGCUGAUGCCUCAUGGCUGCCUGUUGGAUUAUGUUCAUGAACAUAAGGAUAAUAUUGGCUCCCAGCUUCUGCUAAACUGGUGUGUCCAAAUAGCUAAGGGAAUGAUGUACCUGGAAGAGAGGAGACUUGUCCACCGGGACUUGGCAGCCCGUAAUGUCUUGGUGAAAUCACCAAACCAUGUGAAGAUCACCGACUUCGGCUUGGCCAGACUUUUGGAAGGGGAUGAGAAGGAGUAUAAUGCUGAUGGAGGGAAGAUGCCAAUUAAGUGGAUGGCUCUGGAGUGCAUACACUACAGGAAAUUUACCCAUCAGAGUGAUGUUUGGAGCUAUGGAGUCACUAUCUGGGAGCUUAUGACCUUUGGUGGGAAGCCGUACGAUGGAAUCCCGACUCGAGAGAUCCCUGACCUCUUGGAGAAGGGAGAGCGGUUGCCUCAACCUCCAAUCUGCACUAUUGAUGUUUAUAUGGUGAUGGUGAAGUGCUGGAUGAUUGAUGCUGACAGUCGCCCGAAAUUCAAGGAGCUGGCUGCUGAAUUCUCUAGAAUGGCUCGAGACCCUCAGAGAUACCUAGUAAUUCAGGGAGAUGAUCGUAUGAAGCUCCCAAGCCCAAAUGACAGCAAGUUCUUCCAAAACCUUCUUGAUGAGGAAGACCUGGAAGAUAUGAUGGAUGCUGAAGAGUAUCUUGUUCCUCAAGCCUUCAACAUCCCUCCUCCCAUCUACACCUCCAGGACAAGAAUUGAUUCCAACAGGAACCAGUUUGUGUAUAGAGAUGGUGGCUAUGCUGCAGAGGUGCCAAUGCCAUACAGAGCUCCUGGCUGCAUAAUACCAGAAGCCCCAGUUGCUCAAGGGGCCACAGCAGAGAUCUUUGAAGAUACUUGCUGUAAUGGCACACUACGAAAACAAGUGGCAACCCUGUCAAAAGAGGACAGCAGCACCCAGAGGUACAGCGCUGAUCCCACGGUCUUCAUACCCGAGCGGGUCGUCCGAGGAGAGCUGGAUGAGGAUGGGUACAUGACGCCGAUGCGAGACAAAGCUAAAACAGAUUACCUAAACCCAGUGGAAGAGAACCCAUUUGUUUCCCGACGAAAGAAUGGAGAUCUCCAAGCUGUGGACAACCCAGAGUAUCACAACGCUCCAAACGGGCAGCCCAAAGCAGAGGAUGAGUAUGUGAAUGAGCCAUUGUACCUCAACACUUUUGCAAACACCUUGGAAAAUGCCGAGUACCUGAAGAACAAUUUGCCGGAGAAAGCCAAGAAGGCCUUUGACAACCCAGACUACUGGAAUCACAGCCUGCCCCCACGAAGCACCCUCCAGCACCCGGACUAUCUGCAAGAGUACAGCACAAAAUACUUUUACAAACAGAACGGACGGAUCCGGCCCAUUGUGGCAGAGAAUCCUGAAUACCUCUCCGAGUUCUCCCUGAAGCCUGGCACUGUGCUGCCCCCGCCACCCUACAGACACCGAAAUACGGUGGUGUAGUGACUGCGGUCUUACGGAAGUGGAAAGGCAACCCCUUCUAGCUGCCUCGUUCUUUCUCUCUCCCUCUCCUUUUCUCCCUCCCUCCCUCCCUCCCUCUCUCUCUUUCUCCCAUGAGCUGCUUCUUCUUGCCAGUUCACUCAUUUUUGAUAUUUCCAAGUGAAAAAUGUCUUGGAGUAAUUUGCAGAUUGGGUUGGGAACCUGGAAGGAAGGAAAGAGACUGAAAGAAGGCAUGUACAACCUGGCAUUUCUCACGUUCCGCAGAUCUGGAGGGUCGGACGGUCAGAGAAGCCAGACAGUACCAGUAAAGGCCAGCGGCAGUGUUGCCUGCUGUUGAGCUAGUUCUCAGUGAUUCAACCCAGACAGACGCUGUAGGGAAGCCACAGAGAGGCUGGUUCUUGCAGCAGGAACUGAUGAGAGUCUGUACAGCAUUCCUGGAAAUCUCAAUGCAGUUUCCAUUAGGGGGAAAAAUGGACAAUUUUUAUAUCAUGUGUGAUAGCAUAGUAAUUGAGAUUGAGAAUCCAAUUUCUUUCUCUAUCACUUUCUAUCCCAGCAACUGGAAAUGGCUAACCUGGCUUUUCAUAAUCGUUCAGAUCUUCAUCGUGGCUUUCCAAGAAAUGCUGAUGUGACUCUAACAUACAGCUAAACCCUUUUUCUGAGCCACACCAUGAUUUUGUGCCAAUUCAAUUCCUAACCGCAGAGACACCAGCUCAGAACUGGUACAUGACAUGACCAUUUUUGUAUCUGUGCCAACAUGACAAACACUUUAAACACAAAAACCCUUUUCAGAAGAGUGUAACAAAACAACACCUCCAACAUGUUCUUUUUGAAGCUAAAAGACAGGCCAAGAAACCAAGAUUUGUAUGCAAAAAGCUUUGUUUUCCCGUUUUAUACCUGCUAACUAUUGAUACAUGAAAAGACCCAAAUUCCUCCCCCUUUUUCUUCUUCGUGAUCAUGAAGGGAGUUGGGGAUGCUGUCAGGCAACACUGAGGACAAGACGGAGAACUGGAGAGUUUGAUAUGGGUCAUGAAGUCUGCUGGUGUUCUGUGGGGUGGUGGUGGGAAGGGUCCUUUAAACUGGAAGACAGACACUGGACUGGAGAAAACGCACAUAGCGAUUCACUGGAAAGUUAGUUUGCACUUAAGCUCUGAUUUUAUUUGAACUGUUUUCUGGAUUUUGAAUGAAGCAAUAUGGAAGUGACCAGCAAAAUAAAAAAUAAUAAUUUUAAAUU
Molecule: messenger RNA, 4859 nt
Organism: Balearica regulorum gibbericeps (East African grey crowned-crane)
Lineage: Eukaryota; Metazoa; Chordata; Aves; Gruiformes; Gruidae
Source: RefSeq, a predicted model, not a curated record